This is a messenger RNA of Cryptomeria japonica (Japanese cedar), 1233 nucleotides long. RefSeq names its product protein EXORDIUM-like 2. The transcript has a single exon. Lineage: Eukaryota; Viridiplantae; Streptophyta; Pinopsida; Cupressales; Cupressaceae. The record is from RefSeq and is a predicted model, not a curated record. Bases 69 to 1040 code for a protein of 323 amino acids.
CUCAUUGAACCAUUCUCUUUUUGCUUCAGUCAGUUUCAGAGAGCUUGAGAGUUUGUGAAAAGGAAGACAUGGAAAGCUUCAUGCGCUUCCUACUUCUUUUCCUAUGUUCUUCUCUGGCAUUGCCACUAGCCUUUUCUUCUGGUCAAGGAAGAAAGUUGUCUGCCCUUGUUCCCUCGGCCCCCCUUGUGCUGCAAUAUCACAAGGGGCCUCUUCUCACAGGCCCCGCUUCCAUCAACGUCUAUAUUCUCUGGUAUGGCAAAUUCUCCCCCUCCCAGAAAGCCACCAUUACCGACUUCAUCUCGUCGUUGGGAGCAACCAAAGCCAUUCCAAACCGGCAGCAGUCGGUAAGCAGUUGGUGGGCAACCACGCAACGCUACACCGAUUCCACCCGAAAAGGCGUCUCCGGGGCUGUAAAGAUUGGAGGACAGGCCUCUGAUGAUUUGUAUUCCCUUGGCAAGAAUCUCAAAAGAAGCCAAAUGGCUGAUCUGGUGAAGGGGGCGUUGGCUAAACGUUUGUUUCCCACGGACAGCAGGGGAGUUUAUCUCGUUCUCACAGCAGACGAUGUUUAUGUGGAGAGAUUCUGCAUGAACUCAUGCGGUUUUCACGAUUCCAUUCCUCUUUCCAAGAGAAGUACGAUUUUGUUCGGGUGGGUUGGGAACUCGGGAGUUCAGUGCCCGGGACAAUGCGCGUGGCCAUUUGCGGCGCCUCUGUACGGCCCUACCACGCCGCCUCUUAUUCCACCAAACGGAGAUGUGGGUGUGGAUGGAAUGAUUAUAAAUAUUGCGGCGGUUGUGGCGGGAACAGCUACAAAUCCGUUCAACAGUGGGUAUUACCAAGGGAGCGCAUUGGCCCCACAGGAGGCAGUGACGGCGUGCAGUGGAAUAUUUGGAAAGGGAGCGUACCCGGGCUAUGCGGGGGAUUUGCUGGUGGACAAGAGAAGUAAAGCGAGCUACAACGCUUAUGGAAUCAACAAUCGGGAGUUUCUUGUGCCCGCAAUGUGGAAUCCCUCUACUCUUCAAUGUAAAACUUCUCUCUCGUAAAUUUUUCUUGUCGAUACCCGGGUGCCUAUAUUCCAUUAUUUCUUAGUCGCUGCUGAUAAAACCUUCUAAGAAUUGUUUGUGCUGAAGGUCUGUUCAAUAUUUGUAUGUUCCCAUGUGUAUUUAAGCGCUCGUUCGAGCUUGCAUAAUAAUGCCUGCAUAUUGUCAAUUUAAAGAGAUUUUAUUUGUCUUUGUU